This is a messenger RNA of Enterobius vermicularis (human pinworm), 342 nucleotides long. The record is from the annotation of a GenBank genome assembly. NCBI's taxonomy places the organism in Eukaryota, Metazoa, Nematoda, Chromadorea, Rhabditida, Oxyuridae.
AUGGCGACAGCCUCUACUGCAAAAAUUGUUGACCCGCUGAAAAAGGAACGAUCUAAAACAUUCCAGUCAUUCCAAGGAAGCCAAGGGAAAGCAUAUUUAUUCAAUUCAGUUGUAAAUAUUCGAUGUGGACCGGCUGAAGAAAGACUUCUUCUGACGGGACUUCAUGCAGUUGCCGAUAUAUACUGUGAAUGUUGCAAAACUACGCUUGGAUGGAAAUAUGAACAUGCUUACGAAUCUAGCCAAAAAUAUAAGGAAGGGAAAUUUAUUAUUGAGUUAGCACAUAUGGUCAAAGAUAAUGGUUGGAACAAUCGUGAUUACAAGCGAAACAACAGUAUUCAUUGA